AUGUAUUACUUUCAAUUGAUUGUCUUACUUGUUGCUGUUCAUAGAUUUCUAACUGGUACCGUGGCCUUCACCGCGGCCUUUGAUUCCGACCGUGACAUUGAAAGUGGCCAGAUUCUUGUCUUCAACAAGGUUCUCCUCAACUUUGGCGGCGGCUACAGCAACAAAACUGGGAUCUUCACAGCCCCCAGUAGCGGAGUUUACGUAUUUCAAAUACAUGGAUUGACCCUAAAAAGAUACGAUUUCUGGGUAGAGCUUGUUCACAAUGAUCAGUACAUUGUGUCGGCAUUCGCUCGACAAGGAAACUCCGCAACUCUGAGGUUGAAGAAAAACGACACAGUAUGUGUAAGGACACGCCGACGAUCAUAUCUCUAUGGCAGGCCUGAUGAAAUCUACACCACUUUUGUCGGCUACCGCAUUGGUCUUCUACGUGAGGGGGACAGUGAGUAA
This is a messenger RNA of Candidula unifasciata, 447 nucleotides long. The record is from the annotation of a GenBank genome assembly. Lineage: Eukaryota; Metazoa; Mollusca; Gastropoda; Stylommatophora; Geomitridae.